Myxocyprinus asiaticus (Chinese sucker) is the source of this 4157-nucleotide messenger RNA. Its product is annotated as endothelial PAS domain-containing protein 1-like. Lineage: Eukaryota; Metazoa; Chordata; Actinopteri; Cypriniformes; Catostomidae. The transcript is spliced from 16 exons. Gene Ontology annotation, molecular function: protein dimerization activity; DNA-binding transcription factor activity, RNA polymerase II-specific; RNA polymerase II transcription regulatory region sequence-specific DNA binding. Bases 269 to 2791 code for a protein of 840 amino acids. Gene Ontology annotation, biological process: regulation of transcription by RNA polymerase II; cellular response to hypoxia. Gene Ontology annotation, cellular component: transcription regulator complex; cytoplasm; nucleus. The record is from RefSeq and is a predicted model, not a curated record.
ACCUAUCAGACCAGCUUCCAGUCCGGUGCGUGUCACUUUGGAGAGGUAGUGCAAUCCUCGGCAGUGUUCUGAGACUGCGCUAACCGCUCCGGUCUUUACUGGAAAUGUCAUGAGAAUGGGCAUUACGGAGAAGAGAUAAAACAAAACCUAUCAUCGUUCCUCUGGGUUAUCUGUGACAAGGCACGCGUUUAAAGUAUUUCUUUUCGGAAAAGUUGAGUGAAUUCGUUUUAAGCAGGAAAAACUCGGUUGUCUUCUGCAUUGGCCCAUCAUGACAGCCGAGAGAGAGAAAAAGAGGCACCCUUCAGAAAGGCGCAAGGAAAAAUCCCGUGAUGCAGCACGCUGCAGGCGCAGUAAAGAGACGGAGGUAUUCUAUGAACUCGCCCACCAGCUGCCGUUACCUCACAGCAUCAGCUCACACCUGGAUAAAGCCUCCAUCAUGAGACUAGCCAUCAGCUUCCUGCGCACACGCAAGCUCUUCAACUCAGGCCACACAGUCCAACAAACUCGGUCGCAGAAUGACUGCCAGAUGGACAGUUUAUAUCUGAAGUCUCUUGAAGGCUUCGUCGCUGUAGUAACAUCAGAUGGAGACAUGAUUUUCCUUUCGGAAAACAUCAGUAAAUUUAUGGGCCUUACACAGGUGGAACUGACAGGCCAGAGCAUCUUUGACUUCACACACCCCUGUGAUCAUGAAGAAAUCCGAGAGAAUCUCAGUGUCAAAUCAGGACCUGUGUAUGGAAGAAGAGGGAAAGAUACAAGCAGGGGCCGAGAUUUCUUUAUGAGGAUGAAGUGUACAGUCACCAACAGUGGUCGCACUGUAAAUCUCAAAUCGGCCAGUUGGAAGGUGCUGCACUGCAUGGGGCAUCUGCAGGUGUGCACCAGCUGUCCCCCUCAAGUCCUGUGUGGGUUUUCAGAGCCACCCCUCACAUGCGUCACCAUGCUGUGUGCGCCAAUCCCACAUCCCUUUAACAUGGACACACCCCUCGACAGCAAGACGUUCAUGAGCAGACACAGUAUGGAUAUGAAGUUUAUCUACUGUGAUGAGAGAGUUAGCAGUCUGAUUGGGUAUAGACCAGAGGAACUUCUGGGGCGUUCUGUGUAUGAGUUCUGCCAUGCUCUGGAUUCUGAGAGUAUGACAAAGAGCCACCAAAAUCUUUGUAAUAAAGGUCAAGCGGUGAGUGGCCAGUACAGAAUGUUAGCCAAGCAAGGGGGUUAUGUUUGGAUGGAGACCCAGGCAACUGUCAUUUACAACAAUCGCAACUCCCAACCACAGUGCAUCAUCUGCAUCAACUACGUCCUGAGUUCUGUUGAAGAACAGUCAAUUAUCUUCUCCCUGGAUCAAACAGAGGCUCUGCUCAAGCCCUACCACAUGCAGCAACUGUUUAGCCAGGGUGGACCGGACUCCACUUCAGAAGCUAUGAGCAACCUGUUCAUUCAGUUCAAGGAAGAGCCUGAGGAGUUAGCCCAGUUAGCACCAAUGCCGGGAGAUGCCAUCAUUGCCCUGGACUUUGAAAGUCCACAGUUUAAAGGGCAAGAUAUCUUCUCCAAGUCUUCUAAGCUCCCUGUGGUCAGUCAGCCAUGGGUUGUGGAUACAGCGCCUGAUAGCAGUCCUAAAAGCAACGUAUCAUCCACCUUCACCAUUCAGCAGGUGCCAGCUGUGGCUAAGGCAACGCCCUGUGUCACGCCCUGUGUCACGCCCUGUGUCACGCCCUGCUUAAGCAGCUGCAACAGUUGCUCUACACCUAGCAGUCCAGUAGAUUACUGUGGCAGUGGGGAGUGUGAACUGAAGGUUGAGUUGACAGAAAAGAUAUUUGCCCCUGAAACUAUGGCAACUAAUCCCACAGACUCCCAGUUGGACUUAAGUGAUCUGGACCUGGAGACUCUUGCUCCCUACAUCCCCAUGGAUGGUGAGGACUUCCAGCUGCACCCCACCUGUCAGGAUGAGCCAGUGGCUGACACAGGUCCAGGCCUGAGCACAACCCUCCAACACAGCUUCAGCAAUGUUGCUGACCUAUUCCAGCCCCUUGGCUCCUUCCGCUCUGACAACAAGAGCAGUUCUAACACAUGUCCAGACACGGCUCAUCUUCAGCCUUACCAAACUGCACCUAGCCUCCCGCUAUCCUCUGAGGAAGGUAGACCGAGUCUUCAGUGGCCCCCUGACCCACCCUUGCAUUAUAAACAUGAACAGAGCACAGCAGAUCCACAACAAAUAUGUAAUUUCACUGCUGUGCUGCAAAAGCAAAGGUCCUUUGAGAACUUUUCCCCUGUACAGAAAGGCAUGAAUCUGGUGCAGACAACUUUUGCCCACAGCUUUAAACGGAAGAGACAGUCAGAGUUCAGCUCAUCAUGUUCUUUCUCUGAUAUUCAUAAGCAGGAGGUGGUGUCUCACAAUGUGUCUGCUGAUGUUACGCGGAAAAAGAUGAAGACCGUGACCACUGACAGAUGUGCCUUCUCUACCAGGAAGUCUCUAAACACCAGUGUGCCCACAGAUACAUUUCCAUGCAUGCAAAGUGGAGUGGUGGCUCCUCACGGCUACAGUCAGUCAAUUAAAGGGAGCUCAGACGAUCUCAAACAGCAUUUUGCAGAGUUAUUCUGCCCCACCAAUAACAGACAAUAUCACGUGCUGCCUUCACCCAAACACACAGGGAUAAGUCAACUGCUGUGCCCAUCCUUUGACUCGUUAUGUCUGCCGCAGCUUACACGAUAUGACUGCGAGGUAAACGUGCCUCUACAGGGAAACCUGCAUCUGCUACAGGGCAGUGACCUCCUGAGAGCCCUGGACCAGACCACAUAGAUCCAGAGCUUCUGCAGCGAUCCAUCCACCCUCUGCUUUCUCCUUCUGUCUUUGUUGUCUACAUACAGUAUAAUGUCUCUGUUGUUUUCUUUUAUGCAUGUAUUAUCAGCCUUUAUUUAGACUUAUUUGUAUAUUUUCCUCUGUGUAAUAUUUUAAUAUAUAUUUUAAAAAUCUGAUUGUUACUUGUUUAAAAUGUGUUUGGACGUUCUACUCUUACUGUUGUCUUUCUGUGCGGUCUCAGAUGCUCAACAUUGUCAUGUUUCUUCACAUGCAUAGUGUUCUUAAAGCUAUAGUUCACAGAAAAAUUUAAAUUCUUUCACCAUUUGCUCACUUUCAUGUUGUUGUAAUGAGUUUUUUUUUUUUUUUUUCUUUCUUUCAUGGAACACAAGGACAUGUUUGGCUAAAUGUUAGCCUCAUUCGCCAUUCACUUUUGUUGUAUGGAAAAAAAAGAUGCAAUGAUAGUGAAUAGUGAUGGGGGUUAACAUUCUGCCUAACAUCUCCUAUUGUGUUCCAUGGAAGAUAGUCAAACAGGUUUGGAACAACAUGACGGGUGAGUAAGUGAUGACAGAAGUUUUAUUUUUAGGUGAACUAUCCCUUUAUGGUCAGAUUCACAAGAUGUUUCAAAGAUGCAAACUAGAAUACAUAUAAAGUAACAUAAAUAAUAUAAACAUUAGAAUCAUUUGUAACUCAUUCAUUCAUUGUAUUCUGACAUGGAAUACAAAUACUAUGUACUGUAUAAAAGAAAAAUGUCUAAAAAAGCCUUAAAAACUGCCUUGAACUUGUAAAAGCAAACAAUUUGCCAUUAAUCUAGCUUAAGGACAUAUUUGUUUUCUGAUUAAGAACAUUGUAUUUUACCUGUUUCUCUACUUUGACCUGUGACCUCAACUUUUCCCUAAAUCAUUAUGAAAAGGAUGCUAUAUAUCACCUAAAGCACUUUAUUUUAAAACAUGCACAUGAAACCUCAAAAUUUUCUGUAGACCAAAAUGAAAAAGAAAUAUUUUCAGCUCCAGUGUAGUUAUGUCAUAUCUUCUCAGGCCCACCCAGCACUAACCUACAUUAAAAUAUCUCUCAUCAACUUUCCUUGAUAACUAAAGAAAUGUUAACUCUCAUAUUAUUUUCUUAUACAAACAUGCCUAUUGUGUCUACAUUAUAUGAGGUUAGAGUUCAAUGCUCUGUAUCUCUGUAACACAUAAAAAUAUGUUUGUAUUUGGUGUUCAGAAGUGCCUUGGUACUUGGUCUUGUCUACCUAGCAGUAGACAGAGAUGAAUCUGUAGCUUUCUCUUUUGCAUACCUUUAUAUAUAUAUAUAUAUGGUAGUUUCAGGUUAUUAAAUUUUGUAUUAAAUGAUGUGUAUCACUUUCUCGUGA